CUCAUAUCCAUCUUUUGGCAUUUGGGGUGGGAGAACAGAUUAUUUCCUUCCUUCUCUGUACCAUGCUAUUCUGAUAUCCAGAAGUACAUCCAUAGGCAUCAGUCCUUAUGAGCUUCAAUACUCCUUUCUGGAAGGAAAGGCUUCAGCAGUGGAAGCUUUCUCAGCAGAAAAUGUCAUGCACAACUAGAGGGCAUACAGCAUUUCUUAAAGUAAAUGAUUCUAGUCCUCUUUUGGAAGUGGAAAGGGAUCAAUUAGAAAGGGAUGAGGAACUUCGUCAGCCACUUUCUAGAAAGGUGUCUAUCCCCUCCUCAAAGAUUAAUCCAUAUAGGGUUGUUAUAAUCUUUCAGAUUGUAGCAUUAGCAUUCUUUUUCCAGUACCGGCUUGUUAAUCCAGUCCAUAAUGCAUAUGGACUUUGGUUAACCUCAAUUAUCUGUGAAUCCUGGUUUGCUUUAUCUUGGAUUCUGAAUUAGCUCCCCAAAAUGCAACCUAUUACCAGGACAACAUAUCCAGAACGCUUAUGUUUGAGACAUAACCAACCAGGAAAACCAUGUCAGCUUGCCUGCAUUGAUGUGUUUGUUACUACUGUGGAUCCAUUGAAAGAACCACCCCUUGUCACAUCAAACACUGUGCUUUCAAUCCUGGCUGUGGAUUAUCCAUCUGAGAGGGUUACAUGUUAUGUCUCUGAUGAUGGGGCUUCACUGUUGACUCUUGAAACCCUAUCAUUAACCUGUCAGUUUGCUAGGAAAUGGGUGCCAUUCUGUAAAAAAUUCAAUAUUGAACCAAGGGCUCCUGAAUGUUAUUUCUCACAGAAGGUGGAUUAUCUAAAGCACAACAUAUGGCCAACAUUUGCUAAGGAACGAAGGACAAUGAAGAGGCAAUACGAGGAAUUCAAAAUCCAAAUUAAUUCCUUAGUUGUGAAGUUUCAAAAUGUCCCUUGUGAUGGAUGGAUUAUGAGAGACGGCACUCCAUGGCCGGGAAAUAACACUCAAAAUCAUCCAGGAAUGAUACAGAUACUAUUAGGCCAUGGUGGUCUACAUGACAAUGAGGGUAAAGAACUUCCACAGCUUGUUUAUGUCUCCCGUGAAAAGUGUCCAGGUUACGAGCACAACAAGAUGGCAGGAGCUUUGAAUUCUCUGGUUCGAGUUUCUGCCAUUCUGACAAAUGGGACAUAUAUUCUAAACCUUAACUGCAAUCACUAUGUCAACAACAGCAAAGCUUUCCUAGAAGCCAUGUGCUUUAUGAUGGAUCCCAAUAUCACAAAGAAGGCAUGCUAUGUUCAGUUUCCACAAAGAUUUGAUGGUAUUGAUUCCAGUGAUCGGUAUGCUAGCCACAAUACAAUCUUCUAUGAUAUAAACUUAAAGGGUCUUGAUGGAAUACAAGGGCCCUUUUAUGUGGGCACUGGAUGUUUCUUUAACAGGAAAGCUUUAUAUGGUUAUGACCCUCCUUUAGAACCCAAAUGUUGCAGAUUUAGCUGGGGUAGACCAGGAAAGAAAUACUUUGCUGAUGGCUGUGGUUAUGCCCCUACCCUAUAUCUGGAAUCAAACAACUUAAGUAUAUACAACAUGGAACCAAGUAGUGUUGAAAUGGAAAAUCCUUCUCUUUUUCUGAGCUUGAAGAAGUUUUUUGGUCGGUCACCAACUCUCAUUGCUUCGAUAAUUGUCAAGGAUGAUAGAUUCUCAACAUCUGCAACACGUGAGGAUCUCUUAAAAGAAGCAAUUCACGUAAUAAGCUGUGAUUAUGAGGAGAAUACUGCUUGGGGAAGAGAGAUUGGUUGGAUGUAUGGCUCUCUGACUUCAGAUAUCCUUACGGGUCUUAAGAUGCAUGCCCGAGGAUGGAGGUCCAUAUAUUGCAUGCCAUUAAUUCCUGCUUUCAAGGCAAUUGCACCAAUCAGCCUCUCUAACCGUUUAAAUCAGUUGCUUCAGUGGGCCAUUGGUUCAGUUGAGAUCCUUUUAAGCUGGCAUUGCCCGGUAUGGUAUGCAUAUGGUGGCAAGCUUAGGUUAUUAGAAAGAAUAGCUUACAUCAAUGCUACCAUUUACCCCAUCACAUCCAUUCCCCUGGUUAUAUACUGCACUCUACCAGCUGUCUGCCUUAUCACCGGAAAGUUUAUUGUUCCACCGAUCGGUGAUGUUGGAAGCAUCUUGCUCACACUUCUUUUCUUCUCAAUUAUUGCCACGGGUUUUCUUGAAAUGAGGUGGAGUGGUGUUGGGACCCAAAAGUGGUGGAGAAGCCAGCAGUUGUGGGUGAUUGGAGGGGUCUCGCCCCACUUGUUUGCAGUUAUUUAUGGACCAAUGAAGAUUUUAAUGGGGAAGAAAGCUAAUUUGACUGUGCUGACUGAAAACUCUGUUGAAAAUGAUCUCAAGGAGCUAUAUGCUUUCAGAUGGACUUCUCUUUUGAUAUUGCCAACAACAAUAAUUCUCAUUAAUUUAUGUGCUAUGGUCUCUGGGAUCUCUUCUGCUAUUAAUAGUGGGUAUGGAUCUUGGGGUCUACUGUUUGCCAAGCUGUUCUUCUCAUCCUUGGUGAUCAUCCAUCUAUACCCAUUCUUGAAGGCCUUGGCAGUCCGCCAGCAACGAAUCCCAACAGUCGUCAUAGUUUGGUCACUUCUGCUUGCUGCAAUAUUCUCUUUGUUGUGGAUUCGCAUGAAUCCAUAUGUUACAAGGUUUACCGGACCAAAUUUUCAGGAAUGUGGAAUUUAUUGCUGAGUUUGAUCUCUCAGGACUGCCCACCACAUUUGAACAGUGGCAACCAUUUCAGUCUGUUCUUUAAAUUUAUCAGAACCAUUGGUUUUGGUGUCAACUCUUGCUGAGUUGAAUGAAAAUUCAUUUCAUGGAAGACAUUCUUUUGUAAAAAGAGCAUAAUUUGAGUCAACUGCAGGUUUCAACUGUGUCGCACUUAUGUUUAUGUGGAUGCCAUGUCUGGGUAAGCUGAGAGAGACUCGGUAGUAAUCAUGAUGUCGGGGAACUUCAUUCAAUGAAACUUGUGGCUAAUUUUGGUAGGAAUAUGAACGAAUCUGUGAAGUCAGCAAUGGAGUCAGUAUGGAUGCCCCCAGCCAAUGGAAUAUCGCAUAAUAGAUGGCCUAACGCUUGGGAAAACUUUCAUCGCAUAUGUAUCACAAGUAUCCUUGAUGCUUUGAAUUAAUUUCCCCGCUCCUUUCAGAUUGAGAGUAUUUAUGUGACUUUGGCUUCUGCUUCAUGUGUUGGAUAGUUCUUGGUCUUUGCUUGCUUGUUUUCGUUGCAUUCUUUUUGGCUUUUGGUAUUCGUAAGAAUUUGUCUUCCUUUUCCUUGAGACUCACGGUUGAUGGAAUAUAAGAUCUUGGCCUAUUGCUUGUAUUA
Phoenix dactylifera (date palm) is the source of this 3329-nucleotide messenger RNA. Its product is annotated as putative cellulose synthase A catalytic subunit 8 [UDP-forming]. Gene Ontology annotation, molecular function: cellulose synthase (UDP-forming) activity. Gene Ontology annotation, biological process: cellulose biosynthetic process. NCBI's taxonomy places the organism in Eukaryota, Viridiplantae, Streptophyta, Magnoliopsida, Arecales, Arecaceae. The record is from RefSeq and is a predicted model, not a curated record. Gene Ontology annotation, cellular component: membrane.